UAAAACAUCAUCUUCAUAGAUAAAUACGCUUACCUUAUCUACUAGUUGAAAUUAAACCGACAUUGAAAGGUGGGAACCUGAAAGGUGGAGCACCACAAAAGAACUUGUGGACGUUAAGUGUUUGUGCCUCGCCACAAGCAGAAAAGUUAUUUAGAUUUCACAGAUAAAUGCCAUUAUGACAAGAUGGUUUAUCAGAAGAAAACAUCAAACAGUAAUCAAUUGCGAGCCGAAAGGGAACAUUUUUCUACCCCAGACCAUCAUUAUAAUACAAGGUUUUCUGCACGAAAUAACGCAAAACGAUCGUGUGUUCCAUAUAAAGUGCUCGAUUUUUCAAACGCCCAAGGAGACCAUUAUGAAGAAAAUACAUACCUGGUAGAGGACGAUAAUUCCAGUGAGCGAUUUUCGACUGCAAGCUUGAACAGUUUCCACAAUUCGUCGGAGAUUUCCCGAAAUUCGAUCACCGCGAACUACUGUGACCAGCAAAUUGAAACAAGAUUGCGCAAAUUUGAAAAACCAAUGGAUUUUGAUGGGCCUCCAUGUCCGAAUGAUAAUCGCAAAUGGAUCAGGAACGGCAGUCUUGUGUUAAUAGUCGCUGUAAUCGCUUGGUAUGUAAAUCAUGUGCGUGUUCAAUUGAACAGGAUGCAAAUUGAUAUAGAGUCUGUAAACGGUAGAAUAAGCGACAUUGUGGACGCAAGACUGGAUACGUUGCACCAAUUGAGCGAAUUUAGCAAUUUGGUUAAGGACUUAAAACAGAGCCAAAGUAACUUCAAGUUUACUAUACAAAAAACGAUCGAAAAUGAGAUAUCGAAAAUGUAUAACGACAAGACUGGACGAACGGAUUUUGCCUUAGAAUCAGCCGGAGGUAGAAUUGUGCAAUUAUCGCCAGGAACCGAAAAUUAUGCACAACCUAAAAGUUCACUACUAGGAAUAUCACUUUGUGAUGGCAUGCAUGGACCGCGCGCUAUCAUACAGACUGGUACGUCCCCUGGAGAGUGCUGGGCGUUUAAAGGAUCGAGCGGCGGUGUUAUCAUAAAACUGUUGGGUUCUAUAAGAAUUGAUGCAGUUAGUUUAGAGCACAUUUCCAAAAGUAUAUCCCCAUCUGGAGACUCCACUACGGCACCAAAGGAUUUUACAGUUUGGGGAUUGAAAUCCGUAGUUGAUAGAGGAACUUUGCUGGGUCAAUUCUCGUAUAAGUUGGACGGCCCGCCAGUUCAAAUGUUUAAACUUCAUUAUCCCAUACACGAUACAUUUGAUUUUAUCGAGCUGAAAGUACAAUCUAAUCAUGGAAAUAACGAUUUUACGUGCGUAUACAGAUUUAGAGUACAUGGCAUAAUGGAAAAUGCAAAGGGAAAGUAAAGUACAGUAAUUUUA
This is a messenger RNA of Dendroctonus ponderosae (mountain pine beetle), 1371 nucleotides long. RefSeq names its product SUN domain-containing protein 1. The transcript is spliced from 10 exons. Gene Ontology annotation, molecular function: protein-membrane adaptor activity. Gene Ontology annotation, cellular component: nuclear envelope; meiotic nuclear membrane microtubule tethering complex. NCBI's taxonomy places the organism in Eukaryota, Metazoa, Arthropoda, Insecta, Coleoptera, Curculionidae. Gene Ontology annotation, biological process: nuclear envelope organization. Bases 184 to 1356 code for a protein of 390 amino acids. The record is from RefSeq and is a predicted model, not a curated record.